Molecule: messenger RNA, 1728 nt
Organism: Rubroshorea leprosula
Lineage: Eukaryota; Viridiplantae; Streptophyta; Magnoliopsida; Malvales; Dipterocarpaceae
Source: the annotation of a GenBank genome assembly
AUUUCAUAAAAUAAAAUAAGUCAAUCAUUAAGACACAAAGCCGGUAAACAUCAACAUCUUCGUUUUAUGAUUUUAUCAGAACAAGAUAUUUUGAUAAUAAUACAAUAACUUAAUAAAUAGAAGUAGGUUGAUCAAAUCUCAUUUCACAAGUAGUUUUUCUCAAUUCACAAACUUUCUAUUUUACUUCGAGAUUGAUUUGCAUACGAUUUAGCUUGAGCCAUCAAACACCAGAGCAGACGUAGAGAACUCGGUCAAUUACUGGGAAACUAAACCCCAAACAAAAAAUCUCCACCCACCACAAUUUAUACCACAAAAAAAUAAGAUAAGAAUGUCUAGCCUACCCGUAAAGUAAAUGGUAGCAAGCAAAUUGCAUGCCCCCUGACAUUUUGAUGUAUUGCUGAACAAAUUUAACUGCCAGAAACCAACAGCUACUGAACAAAAAAUCCACCCUUACUGAUAAAACAAGUAUAUAAGGAUAAACCAUGCUCAACAACUUAAGAAACAAACAUGAAAUAUGAUUAAUCUAAUAGGCAGCAACAGCUUUUAUGAACUUUAGAAAAAGUCGUAUGAACAUAGAGACCUAGCUAACCUUCGUACAAAAAAAUCUCAAAAGAAGAGAAACUAAGAGCUAAAAUUGAAGAACAAAGAUUAACAAAAUGAGAUAAAAGUAUUGCAUAUCCUCAGUUCAGUAUCCAGACUCCAACCAUUAUAUCACAGGAAUCCUAAUUAUGAAGGCAGUGUGAAAGAAUACAAUGAUUAAUGUUCCAUACUACUUGUUAACCACCAAAGAAUACUACUCCCUCCGUUCCUAGUUAUCUGUCUAUAUAACUAACUCUGCAAGGAGAGGGGAAUGAAUACUUAAAUGUGCUUUCCUAUAUGCAUAUAUAUGGUCUACAGUAAAGGGAAGGGAGGAUGGGUUGGGGUUCAAAAGCUCAACUCAGUGGUACCAUCCGGGGGGGCAAGUGGACUUUUGCCACUAGCUCUGCUAACCUUGGUGGUUUGUGUGUGUGUGUAUAAUUUAGAAGAACUUGGCAAUUUUUUACAAAAAAAGUUGUGUUGUUUGACUUCCUUUUCAAUUUGAUUGGUAUCCUCCAAAGACAAUCAGAACUUGCACGUGCUCCAUUUCAUAGAAUAUGUAGAAGUCCCAUCAUCUCCCACCUUUUUACAGAUAAUCAUCCAAACCAGAAAAGUUCAAUCCUACAAAAACCAUUUUUCACUACAAUCCUUUCUGUUCAUCAGAAACUCUAGAGCUGCACCCUAUUCUGGAGUUCAUUCUUCCAUAUUCUCAACCCAAAACACUCAGGAGCUUAUUCUUCCAUAUUCCACGCUAACAACUAUUGAAAGCUCUAAUCCCAUCUACCACACAACAUGAGUGCAGAUAAAAUUGACCAAAUGAUACCGAGCAAAAUCUGCUUCCUUGUUAAACAGCACCAAAAAGACUGGGUCACUUGACGAUUCAAGUCAUUUAAUGCUUUUUUAGGUAUUUUUUAUUACUUCCCGGCAACAUAUAUAUUUAGCCCAAAAAAAAAAAAAUCCUCCCAACAUUAUCAAUAGAAUUAAAAGAUAGAAAAGCCAAUUGCUCUAUAAAUCAAAUUCAUUUUUGAGAAGGCCAUUGAGGAAGGUAUGAAGCUCUAGAGGCAUAAGCUCUGUAAAGGAUGUGACAGGAAAGUAUGUUUGGUACGGAAAUGAAACAGAACUUUCAUUUCAAAAUGAAUUCAUCAUAGAAUU